Molecule: messenger RNA, 1529 nt
Organism: Camellia sinensis
Lineage: Eukaryota; Viridiplantae; Streptophyta; Magnoliopsida; Ericales; Theaceae
Source: RefSeq, a predicted model, not a curated record
UUAUAUUUGAGUGAAACCGUGAAAGGUGUCUGGGUCCUCCAUCUGUCGUUACCCUUGUUUCGCUCUGUCUACGAAUCAUAAAAAUGGCGUCCUCAACUCACCACUUACCAAACCCCUACGGCACCACUGCAGCUCCACCACCGACACCCUCAACCCAACCCAAUCCCCUCCCUUCCUCCGCCCCCUCCGCCGACGUUUUAUCUCGUCUGCUCCACCGCCUCCCUCCCACUCUCUCCCUCCCUACGCGCCUCUCUCCUCCACCAACCACCAUCACCACCACCACCUCUCCUCCUCUCAUCUCUCUCUCCCCCCAAAACCCUACCCUCCUCACCGACCUCCUCUCCGCCUCUUGCCAAUUCGGAUUCUUCCACCUCACCAACCACUCCAUUUCUCCCCAACUCGCUCGCUCCGCCGAGUCAGACUCCCUCUCUCUCUUCACCCUCUCGAAUGAUCAAAAACAAAUCCAUUUCCCCAAAAACUGGCCGCUUGGCUUUGACUGCGAUGACAACGAGGAUGAUGACGGAACGAGUUCUGACUCGUUCUGUUUCGACUCGGCUUGUUCUCCCGAGUCGACCGAGUUGUCAUUAUCUUCGCUUCGUGAGUUCACUCGUGAAAUGGAGAAGGUAGGAUUGGAGGUGGUCGAAGCGCUAUCGUGCGCGGUGGGGUUUGAGAACCCGGUCCGGGAGGACCCCACUCGGGUCUGUUCGUUGAUGUGGAUCUCGGAAGGGUCUCCGGGUAACACUACGGUUAGGUUUUACCCGUAUGUAGUCGGGUUAGAGUACCAAAUCAGGUGCCGGAAGUACUCAUUGCUGGCGGAUUCGGGUUGGGUUUCGGACUCGCCUCGGGUCGACUCGAUCCUGGUCACACUCGGCGACAUUGCUCAGGUGUGGAGCAAUGGAAAGAUGAAGAAAGUGAGAGGAAGACCAGUUCCAAGUUUUGAAGAUGGCAGCAACAACAACAAUGCACACUGCAUAUCAAUGUCGUUGUUGGUAACUCUUCCUCUAGAAAGCAUGGUCUCUCCCCUCCUUCCAAAGCUCACUGUUUAUAAUGGUGAAGAGGACAACCAGCUCAACAAAGAAGACGAUGAUGAUAAUGGUGAUACUAGUGCAGAUACAAGAGAAGAUGGGGCGUUCAAAUUCAAUUCAUUUUCUUUCGAGGAUUAUGCGUGGAGAAUCUACCAUGAACGCCUCCUCCUUAAGGACCCUCUUGCUAGAUACCGAAUAUAAAUUAUGCAUUUGUUGCCGCUAAUAUGUCACCACCGUAUCAGUCAAUAGGCCUCUUUGUUCUCGGAGGAGGAAAUUUCAGUGGUGAACAAAAUGCUCCCCUUUCAAGUGAUGUUUUUGCCUUUUGAAUGGGUGGUUGUUGAUUUGCUUUCUUGUUCUUCUUUUUGGUUCUCUUUUUGCCUGGGAGAUAAAACUUUUUUUUUGUAUUUUUUUCGGAGGCAAUAUGUUGUUUAUGCAUUUGGACAAAGGUUUUAGUUGUACCAUAUAAUUUUAAGUUUGAGGUAUAUGCUUCUCAUGACAUUAUAU